This is a messenger RNA of Misgurnus anguillicaudatus (oriental weatherfish), 1978 nucleotides long. RefSeq names its product prokineticin receptor 1b (gene prokr1b). The record is from RefSeq and is a predicted model, not a curated record. Gene Ontology annotation, cellular component: plasma membrane. Gene Ontology annotation, biological process: neuropeptide signaling pathway. Lineage: Eukaryota; Metazoa; Chordata; Actinopteri; Cypriniformes; Cobitidae. Gene Ontology annotation, molecular function: neuropeptide receptor activity.
UGCAGAAGACGUCAAUGUUCAGAGUUAAACAUCUGCCACAAGAGGGAGAGAUACAAGAGGAGAUAGCACACUCCAGCAUUUCCAUCUGGCUGUAGAUGAACCAGAAAUGAUGUGAAUAAAACACAAAAAGAACCAUCAGAGAUAAGCGAUUAUAGCAGAAAAUGACGGGACGCGUGAAAGUCGUGUGUGAUUUGCUUACUCUCCUGGGGCAUGAAAUCUGAAUCACUUUGACAAGGCUUUAACCCGAGCAAGGCUGGAUCAUCAUGAGCAGCUAGAACGGCUAGAAAAGACUUCACAGCAUCCAUCAUAAGAGUUUCUGCAAUGGAGAAAGCAAACAUCACUCAUUUGGCUGCUGUGUUCAUGAACCCCCAUAAUCAAGUGCCCGUUCUCGAUGUGCACGAUACUGUAGACACAGACUUUUACGACAUGGACUAUGGCGUACCCGCAGAGGAGAUGCCGGACACUACGCAGGGGCUGGCCUACUUUGUGGCCACCAUCGUCAUUGGAGUAGUCCUCGUCUGCAUCAUGCUGGUGUGUGGCUUUGGCAAUUUAUUGUUCAUAGUCACUCUAGCCCGAUACAAAAAACUCAGAAACCUCACCAAUUUACUCAUCGCCAACCUGGCCAUCUCUGACUUCUUAGUGGCCGUGGUCUGCUGCCCUUUCUUGGUGGAUUACUAUGUGGUCAAACAGCUCUCCUGGGACCACGGGAAAGUUUUGUGUGCCUCUGUCAACUACCUCAGGACUGUGUCUCUCUAUGUGUCUACAAACGCCUUACUGGCCAUCGCUGUCGACAGGUAUAUGGCAAUUGUUCACCCAUUAAGGCCCAGAAUGAAGUACCAGACGGCAUACUGUCUCAUAACUGGCGUGUGGAUUGUUCCAGUGCUUAUUUCCAUCCCGUCGGCUUACUUUGCUUCUGCGACAAAGGUUCCUCACGGAGCCAACCGCAGCCAAACCUUCUGCGCCCAGAUUUGGACAGUUGAUCAACAGCUAUAUUACCGCUCCUACUACUUGUUCAUCUUUGCCGUAGAGUUCGUUGGCCCGGUGCUCGUCAUGGCCAUGUGCUACUUACGAAUCUCCAGGGAACUCUGGUUCAAGAGCGUUCCGGGUUUCCAGACGGAUCAGAUCCGGAAGCGACUACGCUGUCGCAGGAAGACGGUCAUGGUUCUCAUCGGGAUCCUUACGGCAUACAUCCUCUGUUGGGCUCCAUACUACGGCUACACAAUCCUGCGCGAUUUUUACCCAACGCUCAUCUCCAGAGAGAAGAACUCUCUAGUGGCUUUCUACAUCAUCGAGUGCAUCACCAUGAGCAACAGCAUGAUCAACACCUUCUGCUUUGUCAGUGUGAAGAACAACACCGUGAAGUAUUUCAAGAGGAUUGUCCUCCUACGAUGGAAGUCCUCCUACACCUUGAGGAAGACUGUCGAUGAGACGGAUGUAAACCCCAAUCUUAGUGAAUGUAGAAAGGGAGCUGAACUGAGUGGUUUUCAUGUCACCCACAUUAUAGAUGAUUAAAGACCACUACAUAUACCGGUUGCGAAGAAAGCAUUGUUCAGUUGAUUAAACAAUCUUUCGAUCUCAGUUUCUUAAAACCAACCAUGUCAUUGUAUUAUCUGAGAGGUGACUCCACGGUACGGACACUGAACAUUUGUGUUUCAAUUACAAAUAUAAAUCGUAAUAUUAUUUUCAACAAGUGAACUAUAUUUGAACCAUGAAUCUGUAACAAGAUCAAAAUCCUGUGUCUGAUGUUGUGGUGAGAUCUUUUUUUCUGUGAAAUGUGCCAUGUUCAUACUUUUUAUACAAAUAUUAAGGGUACAGGACAAUGAUUAUUAACUCAUUCCCCACCCGCCUUUCUUAAAAAAGUUGCCUGCCAGCAUUAUUUUUUUGUGAUUUUUACAAAAGUUUCACAAAAUGCAUUCAGAGAAAAAUUUCUUUUAUAAAUAUAUAAACAAACAAUAUAUUUAAAAUGAAAGAACAGACU